This is a messenger RNA of Phasianus colchicus (ring-necked pheasant), 3021 nucleotides long. It is a transcript of the gene SLC25A4, whose product is annotated as solute carrier family 25 member 4. The record is from RefSeq and is a predicted model, not a curated record. NCBI's taxonomy places the organism in Eukaryota, Metazoa, Chordata, Aves, Galliformes, Phasianidae. Gene Ontology annotation, cellular component: mitochondrial inner membrane. Gene Ontology annotation, molecular function: ATP:ADP antiporter activity. Gene Ontology annotation, biological process: mitochondrial ATP transmembrane transport; negative regulation of mitochondrial outer membrane permeabilization involved in apoptotic signaling pathway; mitochondrial ADP transmembrane transport.
ACCUUCCCCGGGGGCUCUGCAGCCCGACGCCCUCCCGCAGCACGCACCGCAGAGGUUGGAGGCCACGCACACAAAGCCUGUGCCUGCAGCACCUUUGGCACCGGCAGCCAGCCCCUACAAACAACUAUUGCCACCCGAGGUAUUCCUGCAAGCUUUCUCGGUCCCCUCGGGUGCCUCCCGCGAGCUAUUAAUACAGCAGGCACAUGCUCUGACAUCGCGUUCCCCGCGGCCACCAGAUAACUUUAAUUUGCCCUUUAAACGUCCCGAGACCGGCGGCCCUCGCCGUCCCUCCCGGGGGAACAUGGCGGCGCUGCCUCGCGCCCCCCAGCGGGGGCGGGUCCUGGGGGGUCCCAGCCAAUGUGCGCGCCCCGGGGGGCCGCCUCCUCCUAUCGCGAGAGGCCGCAGGUUAUAAGCGGGGCUGCACGGGGCCCUGGGCCAUUUGGCCGGCGGGGCGCGGCGUGGGGUGCUGGGUGGGGAGGUGCGUGGCUCGUUGGCUCUCUCCGGGUAGGGGGUGUCGGACCGGCUUCCAGCAUGGGUGACCAAGCGCUCAGCUUUCUCAAGGACUUUUUGGCCGGCGGGGUCGCUGCCGCCAUCUCCAAGACGGCCGUCGCCCCCAUCGAGAGAGUGAAGUUGCUGCUGCAGGUCCAGCACGCCAGCAAACAGAUCACAGCGGAGAAACAGUACAAGGGCAUCAUCGACUGCGUCGUCCGCAUCCCCAAGGAGCAAGGCAUCAUCUCCUUCUGGAGGGGCAAUCUAGCCAACGUCAUCCGGUACUUCCCCACCCAGGCCCUCAACUUCGCCUUCAAGGACAAGUACAAGCAGAUCUUCCUGGGGGGAGUGGACAGGCACAAGCAGUUCUGGCGCUACUUCGCGGGCAACCUGGCGUCCGGUGGCGCGGCCGGAGCCACCUCGCUCUGCUUCGUCUACCCGCUGGAUUUUGCCAGGACCCGGCUGGCGGCUGAUGUGGGCAAAGGAGUAUCCGAGAGGGAGUUCACGGGGCUGGGCGACUGCAUUGUCAAGAUCUUCAAGUCCGAUGGCUUGAGGGGCCUGUACCAGGGAUUCAAUGUGUCUGUCCAGGGCAUCAUCAUCUACAGAGCAGCCUAUUUUGGGGUUUAUGACACAGCCAAGGGUAUGUUGCCUGAUCCAAAGAAUGUGCACAUCAUAGUGAGCUGGAUGAUUGCCCAGAGUGUCACUGCAGCAGCAGGGCUGGUUUCGUACCCUUUCGAUACUGUGCGACGUAGGAUGAUGAUGCAGUCUGGACGAAAGGGAGCUGAUAUUAUGUACAAGGGCACAAUUGAUUGCUGGAAGAAGAUAGCAAAAGAUGAAGGAUCCAAAGCAUUCUUCAAAGGUGCCUGGUCAAAUGUGUUGAGAGGCAUGGGUGGAGCUUUUGUACUAGUACUUUAUGAUGAAAUCAAGAAGUAUGUCUAAAACUUAACAUCCUAAUGUAGUUCAGUUGUUCUCAAUUAACUUUUUAAAAUACCUAUUGUGAUGUAAUGGACAACAAAAUAUUUCCUAGGGAAACAGAAUAAGACUUGAGUAACAUCCAGUUGAGAGAGGGAUGCAUUUAUUUAAAAUCUGUCCACUACAGCACAGUUGCACUUUGUAUGGAAAUUCCUCCAACAUUUAUAGUGGAAGCUGUGUAUAUAUUACACCCUUUCAAAUUUCAGGUAAAGCAUUUUGACUAGAGACAAGAUAUAGGUGGUAUACACCUAGUUUAAAAUCUGAUGUAAACUCAAAGUGAGAAAUACCUUUUAUACUAAAUAAUAUCUCUAGCUACCCAAUACUAUGAUGAUACAACAUGAUUUUAUAAGCCAUGUCAUCUUCUCUGAAGCUGUUAUUUUUUAAAUUUGAUAUGUAAGUGUAAGUAUCUGCAAACUAUAAUACAACAAUGGGCUGUGAAUUCCUAACUGCUGCCUUUUCACUGACAAGUUGGCAGUUGUGGUCAAAACCAGACCAUAAUGACUGUUUUCAAUUGUACUCUGUAGAAGGUGGAAAUAUUGUUAAAAAUGCCCUAUUGUCACAAAGCAAAAAGUUGUCUGCUCUGAUGUUCAAUUGAACUAAAACUGAACUCAUGAAAUAAAUAUAUACAUGAACUCUUCCUGUUGUUUUCAAUGUAAAGGGAACAGGUCUACCAGAACUAAUGUAUUUAGAGACACUAUCUGGUUAAUAUUAGACAUGACUGCUAGGAACUUUUCAUGGUUAUUCAUGAUGACAUUUUUUUAUAGUGAAGUAUUCAGCUGAGAACUCUAUGGAUUUACCUGUUUUAUGAGUAGGAAAAAAGGGAGAGCUAUGAGACUCCAGGUUCUGUGCCUUGGUAUCUAGUUAUCCCUUUCCUGUAUUUCAGAUCUCUGUCACUUAACAUGAUGGUCCUUAUGGGUGUGACUGCUCUAUGUGAAAGCAGCAAGAAAGUACUAAAGUAAUAUCUGGAGGCAUUUAUCCACCCAAAGAAUAGCAGUGUUCAGGGAAAAUUGGUCUUAAUAAAUUUUCAAAUUAUCUAAAGAUGUACACAGGUAACUGCUUGUUACCCUAGUAAAGGAAGCUCCUUUGCUUAAACCACAGUAGUACUACAGACUUUGAGAAAUGCUUCGUUCUUGAGCUUCUAGGCUUAUUCUCUGCUCUUUCUCCUCUUCUGUCCUAUGAGAGAUAGUGCCUCUUUAAAUGCAGUCACCUAGAAGUCUGAUCAGCCCUGGUCUGUUUUCUGCCUGGUGGCAAAUAACCAGGGUUGUAACCUAUUGAAGCAUAAGGUUGUGAAGAAAAUCAAGGUGUUUACUGCAGUAGUCUUAUAAAUCAUGGUCUGCAUGCUUGCCUUUCCUCUUUUUCUCCUUCCUUUUCACAUUCCUUAGAGAAAGUUUGCCAACACACUGUAACUCUUCACCUCACCAAUAUGGGUGCAUAUAGCAUUCAAAUAUUUUGGAGAAGAUACUGAAACAAUGUCAGAGGUAACAGACUUUAGGGAUAAUUUAUGCAUGAAUAGAUACUAAAAGAAUUGAGAGCACAAGAAUUUCCAGAGGGGUCUAAAUA